UGGGGAACCCUGCACUUCUCUAGGCUCACAGUAUCUGACAAAGUCGCCGCAGUGUCCUUGCGCAAACAAGUGUCUCGUGCAGUGAAGCCUCGUGGCGCUCGCGUCCAUGGCUCCGUCUGCUUCCCACCACGUCGUCGCCCUCGCGCUCGUCCUCCUCGUGCCUCACCUGGCGGGCGCCGCCUCUAGCCCGGCGACGGCUGCCCACGUCGCCGAAGACCUCCUGGGCGCGGCGCGCGCCCCGGCGUUCGCCGCGUGGAUGCGCGGCCUGCGGCGCCGCAUCCACCGGCACCCGGAGCUGGCGUUCCAGGAGCACCGCACCAGCGAGCUCGUGCGCGCCGAGCUCGACGCGCUCGGCGUCCCCUACGCGUGGCCCGUCGCCCGGACAGGAGUCGUGGCCACCAUCGCCGGCGGCGGCGGCGCCGGCCCCGUCGUCGCGCUCCGGGCAGACAUGGACGCGCUACCCGUUCAGGAAAUGGUGGAUUGGGAGCACAAGAGUCAGGAGGAUGGAAAGAUGCAUGCUUGUGGGCAUGAUGCUCAUGUCACCAUGCUUCUUGGAGCCGCUAAGCUACUCCAAUCUUGGAAGGACGACUUGAAGGGUACUAUCAAGCUUGUGUUCCAGCCAGCAGAAGAGGGGUUCGCUGGGGCCUACUUCGUUCUAAAAGAAGGUCUCCUGGACGAUGUCUCGGCCAUCUUCGCCUUGCAUGUCAUCCCGGAUCUCCCGGUAGGCGUUGUGGCAUCCCGGCCAGGACCACUCCUUUCAGCUGCAGCUCGGUUCGCUGCAGCAUUCACCGGGAAAGGAGGGCACGCCGGUGGCCCUCACGACACCAUUGAUCCUGUGAUUGCUGCGUCCUCCGCCAUCCUCAGCCUCCAGCAACUUGUCUCCCGUGAAACCGAUCCUCUUGAAGCUGCUGUGGUGUCUGUCACAUUGCUGAAAGGAGGUGAAGCUUACAAUGUCAUCCCGGAGUCGGUGACAAUUGGUGGCACCUUCAGAAGCAUGACCGAUCAGGGUCUAUCAUAUCUCAUGAAGAGGGUCAAAGAGAUCAUAGAGGCCCAAGCCACCGUGAACCGCUGCGCCGCCACCGUCGACUUCCUAGAGGAGGACCUCCGGCCGUACCCAACCACUGUCAACGAUGAAAGGAUGUAUGCCCAUGCCAAAGAAGUAGCCGAGGGCAUGCUUGGAGAAGCCAAUGUCAAGAUUGCUCCCCAGACCAUGGGUGGCGAGGACUUUGCGUUCUAUGCGCAGAGAGCGGCGGGCGCCUUCUUCAUGAUCGGCGUCGGCAACGAGACCACCAUGGAGAGGGUGCGCCCGGUGCACUCGCCGUACUUCGUCAUGGACGAGGACGCUCUUCCGAUUGGAGCUGCGUUCCAUGCCGCCGUGGCAAUUGAGUAUCUGAACAAAAACCAGUGCGCCUCAACCUCAAAGUAAGAAGCUCUUUUAAUUUGGUCAGCAAGGUGCUGCAUGGAUUCCUGAAAUGGGAAUGCAAAUUCUCCUAGUUUGAUACCAAACCAUGUAGGUUUUGCAAUGAAAAGAAAAGGAGCAAACCUUAUAUGUAUGUAGUAUAUUGAAAGACUUGUUUGUCAUAACUUUCUGGGUACCAAGCAUGUGCAGUAAUUUUUUUCUUUCAAAAUUUGUAUCAUA
This is a messenger RNA of Panicum hallii, 1639 nucleotides long. RefSeq names its product IAA-amino acid hydrolase ILR1-like 8. Gene Ontology annotation, cellular component: endoplasmic reticulum. The coding region runs from base 107 to 1426 and encodes 439 amino acids. The record is from RefSeq and is a predicted model, not a curated record. The transcript has 5 exons. NCBI's taxonomy places the organism in Eukaryota, Viridiplantae, Streptophyta, Magnoliopsida, Poales, Poaceae. Gene Ontology annotation, biological process: auxin metabolic process. Gene Ontology annotation, molecular function: IAA-Ala conjugate hydrolase activity.